Messenger RNA from Exophiala xenobiotica, 3058 nucleotides. RefSeq lists its product as hypothetical. The record is from RefSeq and is a predicted model, not a curated record. Bases 1160 to 2479 code for a protein of 439 amino acids. Gene Ontology annotation, cellular component: transcription regulator complex; PcG protein complex. Gene Ontology annotation, molecular function: RNA polymerase II cis-regulatory region sequence-specific DNA binding; DNA-binding transcription factor activity, RNA polymerase II-specific. Gene Ontology annotation, biological process: regulation of transcription by RNA polymerase II. The transcript has 4 exons. NCBI's taxonomy places the organism in Eukaryota, Fungi, Ascomycota, Eurotiomycetes, Chaetothyriales, Herpotrichiellaceae.
GGCAGAUGCGGCCCCCUCGUUCAAUUCUGGAUCCCAUCCUCUCUCUGACCGAUGGCAGUGGGAUCCUCACCUUGAGUCUCGAUGCAGAACAUGAUGAUGUGACUGAUCACUUGAGAUCAAGGCAACAAUGGAAUGAUCAAAUCUCAGACUCACAGGCCACGGCCACCAAGACCAUCAUCUACCCACACCAUCGCCAGUCUCCAUGACUGCACCAUCAGACUCCCGCUGUCUUGCCCCGACGACGAGUUAUUACUUCCUCCACGUUGGCCACGAGAUUGCCGACGCUCGUGUCGACUCACGGACUGUGCCCAAACGUCAACCCUCCCGUCACUGUCCAUCACCACGGUCACUCCCAUCGAGACGUCCUUCGUUGCCAAAUUGCAAAACAUAGAUCCCCUGUCGACUCUUGCUCUGCGCCACGGACCGCCCGCUCAGAUACUCAGUACAAAGACCACCUGGAGCCCGUGUUCAUUUGUCGUGUCCAUACUACACUCCUCUCUCCCCAAAGCUCGGAUCGGAGGCAAGAGGCACCGUCUGCACACAACGUCGAGAAAGAUCCAUUGGGACCGACAUUGGCCGGCGGAAGAACCAUCCACCUUUGAAGGGGAGCAUAUCGCAUUGAACAUCCACACAACAUACACCCAAAGUAACCCCAGGUCACCAGCAAGUCCAAUUUGGGGGACAAUAUCCAAGGCGACACUCGCAGUGGGAAUAGCAGAGCUAGAAUAGGACGGCCCAAAUCACCGAACUCUAUACCGAGCAAGGUAGCAACAUCGGCUCGCCAUACCAGGUCCGAUCGUUUGAGACCGAGAACACCACCAUUUUUAUCUCGACCAAGUACAACCUACUACCAUCUGGCGUCACUUGUCGACACACACUUGCAGAGCGUGACUGUCUCAGAAAGGAAUUACUCGUUGCCAAGGCACAUACCAAGAGUCGUGUCGCCCUUGUUUUUCAGCAUUCCUCGUGAACGCCCACAUCAAUAGCCACAAGUGGCCUUUUUACCUUUCUCUUCUCCUUCUAACACUUUCGCCAUCAGUCAAUAUCACCUCAGAACCAGAAUCAGCGCUUUGGCUACCCCCAAUACCAGAAACCUCAGAGUGCAGCUGUCUACCAGCAGCCUUUGAGACAACCAUUACCCUUUCCUGCCAAGGGAGGAAUGGAGAUUGGUGGACUUCUGAACGCAAGAAACGCUGCCGCAGCAGACGCUGAGCUCAGACGUCAAAUACAACAAUCAAUGCACAUGGAAGGCGGCGUGGCAUAUGCCAUGAGCCAGGCUCCAACAAUGGCCCACCACCAAGCGCACCAUAUGCAAGCUCCUGGGAUGCCAUACCUGGGACAACAUCACCACAACCAGCAACUCUAUGCGCAGAGCUAUAUUCCUAGACAUGACAGUCAAACGAUGGCGGACGAUAACUUCGGUGCCAUGAGAACUAAAAAUGAGUCUGCCCCAAAGGCUUUUGCCUGCAGUACUUGCCAAAAAGGCUUUGCACGACGCAGUGAUCUUGCCAGGCACGAACGAAUUCACAGUGGUAUCAGACCCCACGCUUGCGACUUUCCUGGCUGUGGCAAACAGUUCAUUCAGAGAUCUGCCUUGACUGUGCAUAUGAGAGUCCAUACCGGAGAGAAACCACACAUGUGCGAGCGAUGCGGCAAGCCAUUCUCCGACUCCAGCUCCCUAGCCAGACAUCGGAGAAUUCACUCUGGAAAGCGACCAUACAAAUGCCCAUACGCCAAUUGCCAGAAGACCUUCACACGACGAACAACCCUGACGAGGCACCAGAAUCAUCAUACUGGCACGAUCGAGCAAGCAGCAGCAGAGACUAACGCCAAACUAUCGACCAGUCAGCCUCAGAGUCAAUCGAUCUACGGAUCCACAUCAGGCUCGUCCAGGAAUUCCACGGCCUCGCCUGCGGAUAGAACGCUAUCGGUUUCGCCCAAUUCGGAACUCCCUCCUAUGGCCAAUGGCAUGCACCGUCAAGGCUCAGACUACGGAUACAUCGGUCAAAACCACUCACUACCUCCGCAUAUGCGAUCCGACUUCCAGCAGACCUCGGCUCGCUCCACUCCCACCAUGAAUGGACAAACCCUCCACAACUUUACGAGCGCACCUCAACAACGACCAACCACAUCCCACCCUCAGACCUAUGUUCCUCCUCAGCCAAUGGAGCCGCCGGCAAGCGGCACAGGCAGCGGCCAUGCUUCUCCUCACAUGGGCGCUCUUGGCUGGACUUCGCAGAACACCGGGAAUAUUCCCACGUCAGCCACAAUGGACAAUUAUGCUUACCCAGAACCCGCUUAUGGUGGCCAUCCUCUUUACUAUCCGGGAAGCAGCAUUCGAAGACCUCAGAGCACGGAGCCGGAAGACUAUGGCAUCCGCCCCCGUCACCAUAUGGGACACCACAUGCCUGUUACGGCGGACUGGAGUGCCAUGCCAAUCGCCGUCCAAGACAAUCGGCAAGAACGCUAUGUGAUGUAAAGAAUAUGGCCAGCUGGAUCCACUAUUGGAGCAUACUGAAAAAGACUUGGCUGAUUGCUAGCGGAGUCAUGCCACAGGUCUCGAAUUAUUCGAUUGACUCACACUUCCGAGCGCGCCGGAAGGAGCUGACUUCAGGAUGAAACCGGCAGUCAUUACUCAUGAUACCCCUCUUCAGAUUAUUUCGAUUCCACCAAGAGUACCUCGGUGUACUUCUCAUCAAUUUUCAUUUCUUCUGUAUGAUAUUUUGACGCAUCCGCUUUAAUUGACGGGGGAGGGAUAAUCUGGGUCAAGGUCAAGGCUCAGUAUGACAUGGAUGGUUGUACAUGGGACGAUCUUCCCUGCAGUGAUCACUUGCAGGAUCAACGGCGGGUUUGGCUGGUGUGGAACUCUUGCGAGUGGCUGGGAAACAUCGAUAGCGGGUCAUAACGCACAGGCGCAAAGGUGAUCCAGGCGUUCAUACUGAUGUCUAAGAGACGAAUUCACGGCGUUUGAGUGGUUCACUGGUCAUAGCAUAGCAUAUUCAUUGAGGAACAUGAUCAUUCUAGACAUCGUUGCGAGCAAACUAUUGGUUUUUCUAUC